AUGACUGCAGAAAAGAGCGAGAUCACGCCGGCUGGACAGGGUCCUCCGGAUGCUACAAUUGACUCAGAGAGCAACCAAGAUGCCAUUUCAGCUCCGACAGAAGCUCUGCGCAAGCUCUGGACCAAGUUUCCGCUUACCUUGGCAUUCGUCGGCCUUUUUGUCAUGAACUUUUGCAUGGUAUUUGCCGCGUCCUCAGCUGGCGUUUAUGAUCCAUACGCCACCAGCCAUUUCCAAGGCCAUUCGCUUAUUGCUACGGCAAAUAUCGUUCAUGGCAUUGUUCGCAUUGUCGGUUAUCCACUCUUGGCCAAGGUUGCAGAUCAUAUUGGGCGACCACAGGGAUUUGCUGGGGCUGCGAUUAGCAUGGCUCUGGCGAAUGUUCUCUAUGCGGCGUGCCGCAAUGUUGAAACAUAUCUUGCUGGCGGUAUUUUCGAAUCGUUUGGCGAUACAUGGUGGACAAUAACCGAGCAGAUCUUCAUCGCCGAGGUGACAUCCCUGAUUAACAGAGGCUUCCUCUUCACCCUCCCAGAAUCACUCGCUGCCAUACCGACUUUAUACGCUGGCACGUAUCUCGGUGAGCAUAUGCUGCUCAAGUCCUCUUGGCGCUGGGGCUUUGGCAUGUGGGCUGCCAUCAUGCCAUUCUGUGCACUACCGACUAUCGCCGUUAUGGUGUUUAUGAGUAUGAGGGCGCGAAAGAGGGGUAUCGUGAGUCACCGAACUUCAUUGCGCGCUGCUUCUGAGAUACCGAAGGGCGCGUCUUGGGUAGUCCAAGCUAGGCAAGUUCUCUAUGUCCAGUUGGAUAUCGUCGGAGCGUUCUUGUUACUUGCGGGUCUCGCCAUGACUCUUCUUCCCCUUUCUAUCACUGGAAGACGCAACACUGACAAGUGGUCUGAGCCAUCAUCUAUCGUCUUGUUGGUAGUUGGCGUCGUCACAUUUGUUGCAUUCUUGAUCUGGGAUGGCCGGUAUGCUAAGAAGCCAAUUGUACCUUUCCGUAUGAUCAAGAACCGCAACGUCAUAUUGGCUUGUGUUUCAGUAUGUUUGAUCGCAAUGUCGGACUCGACGUACCGCACAUUUGCUUCUAGCUUUUUGCAAGUUGCUGGUGGCUAUUCUCCAGGGCAUGCAGUUCGCAUUGACAAUUCUCGACGUGUUGCGUUGAACCUUGGUGGUCUUGUCAUUGGCUUGGGUAUCCGCUUUGUCAAGCACACUAAACCAUUCAUCAUCCUCGGCUUCAUAAUGGUUGCCUUAGCGAACGGACUUCCGAUUUACUUUACAAAUAUUGACGGAGCUCGAGUCGCGAAUGAGGCGUCAUUGACCACCGGGCAAGUCCUGCUUGGCCUUGGUCGUGGUUUCGCCCAGGUGCCACUCCAGGUCUCUUUGCAGGCCGCUGUUCCAGACCAUGAGAUUGGCAUUGCAACAGCCAUUAUCGGAGGAGCAUUAUGGAACACCCUGCUUCCCCGCCGCCUCGCUGCAAACCUCCCAGAAGAAGUCAAGGCCAACAGCACUGCAAUCUUCCGUUCGAUCGUAGUUGCACAGAGCUACGAGUUGGGCACUGAGACGCGUGAUGCGAUUAACCUGAGCUAUCGCAUGACACAACAGACCCUCGCUAUUGGAUCUCUCUCCCUGUCUAUCCCGCUCUUGUUGAUGAUGUUCUUCUUCCGAAAUGUCAAGCUAGCCAAGGAGGAUAACGAGAGGAACGAGAUUGCAGAGCAACAGCUUGCUGCAGCAGAGCAGAAGGUUGGGAACGGACAAAAUGAGACGAGCGAGAAGAAGUAG
Messenger RNA from Fusarium musae, 1770 nucleotides. RefSeq lists its product as uncharacterized. The coding region runs from base 1 to 1770 and encodes 589 amino acids. Gene Ontology annotation, biological process: siderophore transmembrane transport. Gene Ontology annotation, molecular function: siderophore-iron transmembrane transporter activity. The transcript is spliced from 6 exons. The record is from RefSeq and is a predicted model, not a curated record. Lineage: Eukaryota; Fungi; Ascomycota; Sordariomycetes; Hypocreales; Nectriaceae.